Messenger RNA from Neopelma chrysocephalum (saffron-crested tyrant-manakin), 1808 nucleotides. RefSeq names its product BLK proto-oncogene, Src family tyrosine kinase (gene BLK). Gene Ontology annotation, biological process: cell differentiation; cell surface receptor protein tyrosine kinase signaling pathway; innate immune response. Bases 1 to 1503 code for a protein of 500 amino acids. The record is from RefSeq and is a predicted model, not a curated record. NCBI's taxonomy places the organism in Eukaryota, Metazoa, Chordata, Aves, Passeriformes, Pipridae. Gene Ontology annotation, cellular component: extrinsic component of cytoplasmic side of plasma membrane. Gene Ontology annotation, molecular function: ATP binding; non-membrane spanning protein tyrosine kinase activity; signaling receptor binding. The transcript has 12 exons.
AUGGGGUUGCUCGGGAGCAAAAAUCAGCUGAUGCCCAAUGAGAAACACACUUCUGGAGGCAACCCAAAAACCAGGAGUAAACCUCCUCCUGCUCCCCCCAAGGGCAGACAAUUUAUCAAAACCCCUCAUCUAAACCAAGCCUCUGCACAAGAUAACUUGGUUGUGGUUGCACUGUACGAUUUUCCUGCCUCAAGUGACCGUGACCUGGAGCUGGUCAAGGGGGAGAAACUGCAAGUCCUCUCCAAUGAUGGGGACUGGUGGCUGGCGAAGUCCCUCAGCAGUGGCAGGAAAGGCUACAUCCCCAGCAACUUCGUUGCACAAGUGAACAGUUUGGAAGAGGAAAAGUGGUAUUUUAGAACUCUGAGCAGAAAAGAUGCUGAAAGGCUGCUCCUGUCCUCUGGUAACAAAGUUGGCUCUUUCCUUGUCCGAGAGAGCGAAACCAGCCAAGGUGCCUAUUCCCUGUCCGUGAGAGACAGCAACUCUGCCCAGGGGGACAUCAUCAAACACUACCGGAUCCGCUCCUUGGAUGAUGGGGGGGGAUAUUACAUCUCCCCCAGGAUGACAUUCUCCAGCCUGCCAGAGCUCAUCCAGCAUUACUGCCAGAGAGGGGAUGGCCUGUGCCAGCGCCUCACAGCUCCCUGCACAUCCCUGGUUCCCCAGAGACCCUGGGCACAGGAUGAGUGGGAGAUCCCACGGGAGUCUCUGAAGCUUGUGAAGAAGCUCGGCAGUGGGCAGUUUGGGGAAGUGUGGAUGGGCUAUUACAAGAGCAACAUCAAGGUGGCUGUGAAGACCAUGAAGGAGGGCAGCAUGGAUCCUGAUGCCUUCCUGGCAGAGGCAAACUUGAUGAAGAAGCUCCAGCACAACAAGCUGGUCCGGUUAUAUGCAGUGGUCACCAAGCAGCCCAUCUACAUCGUGACAGAGUACAUGGCCAAUGGGUGUUUGCUGGAUUACUUGAAGACAGAAGAAGGAAGCCAGCUGAGCCUCCCCAAGCUCAUUGACAUAGCUGCUCAGGUGGCAGAGGGGAUGGCCUACAUCGAGCGCAUGAACUUCAUCCACCGCGACCUGAGAGCCGCCAACAUCCUCGUCUCGGAGACCCUCUGCUGCAAAAUCGCUGAUUUCGGGCUGGCCAGGAUCAUUGAGAAUGAAUACCUGGCACAGGAAGGUGCAAAAUUCCCAAUCAAAUGGACGGCACCAGAGGCCAUUAACUACGGAGUUUUCACCAUCAAAUCUGACGUGUGGUCCUUUGGGAUCCUCCUGACAGAGAUCAUAACCUAUGGCAGGAUCCCUUAUCCAGGGAUGACCAACCCCGAGGUGAUCCGCAACCUGGAGCGUGGCUACCGCAUGCCCUGCCCGGAGCUGUGCCCCGCGGAGCUCUACAGCGUCAUCCUGAAGUGCUGGCGCAGCAAACCCGAGGAGCGCCCGACCUUCGAGUACCUGCAGUCGGUGCUCGAGGACUUCUACACGGCCACGGAGAAGCAGUACGAGCCGGAGCCUCAGCAGUGAAGCCACCGCUCACCAGCACCUGGCAACAGGGCUGGAGGGAAGACACCACCCCGUGGUACUUUCCCUUUCUCCCUUGUGCCGCCCACGAUGCGCUGGGAGACGGGGAAUGAGGAGGGACACGAUGCUGCCGUCUCUGUGGUUGUCACAGAGACUAAAGAGGCGGCUGAGAGAUGUCACAGCUCCUUCCUCAUCCGCCCUGGAGGUCUGCACCCAAUUUGCAGACAUCUCCUCCGCCAGGAAGGACAGCUAAUUUCUUCGUGGCCCACUUGGACACAGAAAAGCCCCUCAACCCUGCAGCUGCAGCC